GACAGAAUUUAUAAAGGCAGCAAAUCUCUCACACCCACUUCCUUCUCCCUUUCCCAUUUCUUGCUUUCAACUCUUUCCCUAUUCCAAUUGCCAUUUCCAAACAACUUGUCCCGAUAUUUAGAUCCGUUCCUAAAUACAAAAACCGAUUUCAAAGAAUCCUUUUUUCUUUUCCUCUAUCAGAAAUAUUAACUAACUUUUUAUUUUCUUAUUUAUUUUCAUUUUUCAUUGCUGUUCUCUUUGAAUUGCUAAUGAACUGAUUUCUCGUUAGGUCUAAUUGCGUAUCGAAGUCAGAUUUUCCUUUUCUCUAUAUUACUUUUUAUCUUGUUAAGAAUUCUUUAUAUUCUUGCUUACUGUUUCCCCGGUUUGAAUCCGUUUUGUUGCUUCCCUUGUUCCUUUUCUGGCAUAAAGCUUUACUCCAUUCUAACCUUUGAUUGAAUUGAAUUUCUUCAUUUCUUCAUUUCUUCAUUAUACAAAAGGUUUCCCUUUUUGUGUUCAUUACAAUUCUUGAUUCAGCUAGCCCUUUUCACAACGCCUUCAUGUUACUCCAAAUUAUUUCCGGCAGAAUUUCUUAUACAAUCGAUAUUCAUCCUGAUACGAUUAUCGGAGAAAUCUUCGACCUUCUGUCCCGUCAGGGUGUCCUUCCCGACAAUGCAAAACUGUUUUAUCGCUUUUAUUACCAUGGCACCCGUCUCAAUAUGGCAUUAACUUGCAAAAGUUAUGGAAUCUUACAAGACUCCAUAAUUUACUUUUCUCCAUUGUCUUCUUCCCCACUGGAUCACUCUGUCUUUGAUGACUCUUCUCCCUUGUCAUUUUAUUUGACCGUAGAACCUAUGCACCCUUCGGAAUUCUCUUCUUCCCUUUCCAAAUCAAACUAUAAAGCUACGAUUCCUCCCUUGCCGUCUUCAGAAAAAAAUUCUGCCAAGCCUAGCGCUUCCUCCCACCCGUUCAAAAAACGCUGUUCACAUCCCACUUGUACGAAAAUGACUCUUCGCCUGGCUGGUCACUGCAUACAUUGUGAUCUGGCUUAUUGUGCCGCUCAUCGGCUCAUGGAAGACCAUAAUUGCAAUGCUCUCAAGAAUCUGCGCAAGGAGGAACAUGAACGAAAUCGUCUUAAACUAGAAAAAGAACAUUGUGACGGAUUAAUAAGUAAAGUAUAAACUAGUUUCAUAUUUGUCAAAUCCUGGCUUUUACUCACUUUCCCGGCCAUAUUUUCUUCCAACCGAUUGAUUGAAUUUUGCUCUAUACUUUUUGUUUGCAUGUUUUCAACCUCCGCCUUUUUCUGUUCCAACUGUAUGCUUCAUGGAUCUUUUAAUCUUUCAGUGAACCUUUACGAAUCUAUAGUCCUGACGUUUCACCCUUGUUUUAAUGUUUUUUUUAUGAAUGAUUAUUCCUUUCCGUACCUGCAUUCGUGGCUUUCCUGAUCUACUCUUUUACGAACACAUUAACUUAUAUUCAAACUCCUUUUUGCUUCCCGAUUUGUUGCAGCAUCCCUUAACAGAUUAUUUUAUUUUCUUAUCUUGUUUAUUAUGCAUCCUAGUCAACGAAACGAUUUUCCUAAACUUCAUUUCUUUUGUUUUGUUGUAUUCUCUUUUCCAUUCGCAUUCUUCUUUGACAUGAUAGAUAUCUUCACGAAUGGCAUGGUAAUGGGUUGACUACAAAGCACCAUAAUCCGCAUACAUGUUUCGAAUGAAAAUACUUAUGGCCUUAAAAAUAUAUAAUAGUCUCUAAAUUUACCUCCUUUCUAUAUUUCAUUUCAACAAUAUUAAGUAAAGUACCUUGGAAUUGCUGUCCUCUUGUUUGAGUAGACAUUUUCUCGGCAUUCCGUUGACUGUCCAUAUAUCUUUUUCUUGAUUUUCAUUUAGGUAAUUCAUUCUGCGUAUGAACCAAGAAUCAACUCUUGUCUGAUGUUUUAUUGUUUUAUUUAUUCUGGUUCAACUUAU
This is a messenger RNA of Schizosaccharomyces octosporus yFS286, 1940 nucleotides long. RefSeq names its product zf-AN1 type zinc finger protein. NCBI's taxonomy places the organism in Eukaryota, Fungi, Ascomycota, Schizosaccharomycetes, Schizosaccharomycetales, Schizosaccharomycetaceae. The record is from RefSeq and is a predicted model, not a curated record. Gene Ontology annotation, molecular function: zinc ion binding. Bases 537 to 1157 code for a protein of 206 amino acids. The transcript has a single exon.